AUGGGGGAGAUCUUUCUGGAUAAGGCUCUCGGGCUGUUAUCCUCGGACAAGCAGAAGGAGCGCGCUGAUGGUUUAGCAGAUAUCAAAAAUAUCCUGCAACAACAUAAACAGAGCUCCAAGCUACUGGACCUUAGCGACAAAGCCUGCCACACGAUUUUUGAAUCCCUGUUCCGAUUUAUUGUGCUAGAGCGAUCAAUUUACAACCGUGCCCAGCGGUCAAAUUCCAAAAGCCCUUCAGCUGCUCGGCUGUCAGCAUGCGCGUCUGUGCUCCGUACUGCAGUUGACAUCUUUCUCCGCAACCUCCGAACAAAAACGGUUCGCGCAAUAAUUGAUCACAUCACUGAGACAAUACCAGUUCCCGGGGACGGCCUGUGGGAGCCUCUCAGCGUGGACUAUACGAAAUGUCUAACGUCCCUUCUUCGCUACCCUCCUCAUACGGAGCAUCUUAGUGAUGCAGACUGGGAAAAGCUUAUUGAUUUCUGUCUUGAUGCGAUCAAUCUACAGGAGAGUGAUGAGAGCCAACUCAGCAUUCGCAGUGGAUCCCGUUCUGCCCCCGAAGACCCGCUGGAUGCAAGUGGCAGCGGCUUGACACCGUCAAGAAUGACCCCCGCUCCUGGCAAUAGAGAGAAAUACGUGGGCGAUAGAAAUGCCAUUGGAGAAGUUGUAGCGUGUAUCCAGCUUCUGACGUCAAGUCCCAGCGCUCCUGUCCAGGCUGCCGCUGAGAGCAUUCUGCAAGGGCUUGUGCAGUUCGUCAAGUCACCAUCACUGAUGGCUGGAAAUGCACACCAACUGGCGUUUAGUAGCAUAUGUACAGUUGUUUCGAGAGUGUUAUUUGACCAGACUGAGCUGGUUCGAACGUCCCUGAUGGACCUGAUCCCAGUAAUUCGACGUCUGUGGACCACCAAGCUGCAAAGCUUGAAAGAUGAGCUUCUUGCCACACUCAUGCUGUGCAUGGUUAUCCUGGCGGAUACGGCUCAUAAACAACCAUCUGAGGCGUUAAGUUGCUUAAUCGAGGGGUUGACGAGCUCUCUUCAGUCAGAAUAUGUCAAGCGAUCUGAAAAGGACUUGCUACAGGUUGACGAGACGAUCUUUUACAAGAAAGGAGGAAGAAAAGGCCGACCUAUCUACGGGCCUCAUCUGGGAAAUCCUCGCUCCGAAUGCAGCUGGACUGUCAUCUGGGCUAUUGCGAACCUGUUGAAAUUGUCAGAAACCGUGGCCGUCCACCAAUCUGGCCAUGCCAUGUCCCGUGAAGUUUCAAGCAAAAGACAGCGCUUCACAUCGGGUAUAGAUGAUGUAUUUCGCGAUGCAGUAUCGGGGGUGGGCGCGAGAAGGAUCUGCGCUUUACAGAUGAUCCCUUUUCUCGAAGGCGAGAUCGAUGUUGACAAAAUGGAGUCUUUUGUUAAGCGACUUGUCCCGAGCAUUCUCGAUGAUAACAGCGCAAUUUCAUCUUGGACAAUGAUAGCACUGACAAGUAUUGCCAAUGGCCCCAGUGCCAGCCAUUCUCUGCUGAAAGCAUACUGGCCGUGGGCUGCAGAUCUCACAUCUCGCGCAUUCUCUUCUUCUGUCACGUCUAGAGCUGCCUGCAAACUCUUGAGUGCAAUUAUGGAAGCCGAUUUACUUGAAUAUGCAUUUGUGUCUGAGAAUAUACGGUCACUGCUUUCGUCUGCGAACUUGAAUGGCCCCUCCGCCAUCUCCGACUCGUCUCUGAACAUGUGGGCAUUGAUCGCACGGAAGAGGUCACAGCUUAGUCCCGGCCCGGCGCAAAAUGCCUCACAGCAGAUUUGCAGUUGGCUGAGGGGGGUAUGGACUAUCGGUAGCGUAACGAAUCGAAUCCAAACAGCCCAAGUCGCCAUGUUUGCGCGCCCACUGGAUUUGCUUGACCUCUUCAUGGCAUGCACGAAUCGACCGUUUGAAAUGCCUGAUUUCCAAUAUGCAGGACCCUCGGGCCUCAUUACUAGGACAUGGUUUUUAUUUUAUGAAAACAGGGAGCUGCUGGAGUAUAUGUUCUGCACAGGCACUACCAUUCUCCAUCCCAACCCUUGGAACCAUGAGAGCUCCUGGCUUUUAAAGGCAUCAACUCGUCAAGAUGCUGACGACUCCGCGAUAGUCGAACUUUUGCGAUCGAAGUCAGAAACAUUCCUUCAAACAUGGAAUACGAUCAGUGAGGAUAGAUCACUUCACAUCACUACGGAUAUCUUGCAAAUCCUGACUUCAUUUUGCAUUGUCUCUUCCAUUUUUGGGGCAUGCCUUCCCCAGCAGCCGAAUUCUCGAAUGCAAGAUCUCCAGCAAAACUGCCACUCCUUGUGGAAUUGCAUAUGUGAAUUCUUGUUCACCCACGAAUCGACUGCUGUUCAACCGUGCCUUGAAAUCAUAUCGCCAAUUCUUCCUUCCAUGUCAGAGGUGGAAACCUCCUGCGCCUGGACGGGUCUCUCUCCUCUAAUCAGGCCAUUGGCUAACCUGCUUGAGAAGUUUCGUCAAAGUUCGAAAGAAAAUCGCUCUAAUCAGAGAGAUUUUAUGGACUUGGAUGACCGGCUGACGCAUCAAGGAGAUCAGAUAUCCGCUAAUCAGGUAAUCCUUGCUUCGAACAGAGUGGCGACUCCUCUCUUUCCUGACAACGCCACUUUCCAACGAUCUGAAACUGUUCGACUGUCUAUCCUUCUGAGAGUACAGACCGAGAGUGCCACAUCUGGAGACUCUUGUUCGACUAUCGUUGAAUACCUCACCGGGCUUGAUGAAUCUGACCUUUUAUCGGCGCAACAGAAUUUGUCAGCAAUCUAUCAGGCUUGUUCAAAACUGCAGCGAGAUGCCCUCCUCCGAAUUCUCGAGGACUUGGGAGAAAAGUGCUUACAGUCAUAUGAAAUGGAGCGGUGUGAAGCUUCACACAACAUUUGCAUUCGGAUGAUGACUGGCUUUGUUGCUUCCUGGGCAGAUGCACGGAACGAUACCUUGAACGAAUCGGCCAUGGACUUGUACAGCUGGUUUAUGGAAGUUCUGCUUGCUAAAAAGAGAGCAUCGACGACGGUGUAUACUGCGCUGUCCGAGCUAGUUCAAGCUCUUCUUGAUUCAUGCCAAUCGUAUGGAAGUCAGCAAUCUCUCCCGUCUCCGCGGACUAGUCUUUUCACGAUCUUGCAAGAGGGCGAUGUUCAGGUCAAAUUCCGUGUUGCUGAAUUUAUUCCCACGCUGUUUGAGCGAUUUCUACUUCAAGAUCAUGAUGCCAUCUUCAAUGAUGUCUUGGAGAGCCUGCCAAGAGAUCCGGAUUGGCUUGAAGGGAUUGCUCUCCGUCUUUUUGUCCUGUCAAGACUGGCCUCCAAGUGGUAUACCUUAUUGCGAAGGAGCAUUUAUCAUAUGUUUGAGACGCCAGCACAAGUCCCGGCAUCUCUCGAAUAUGCUCAAAAGUGCAUGGAAUCCGCGUCGAAUGCUCUUGGCCUGCAAGAUGGGAGAAAGUUAUUCCAUCUUUUCGCAUCUCAAAUACUCUACACUUGGACUGAGACCCAGAGUGUAAUGUCAAUGCCGUACAGCAUAUUUGGAUAUGACAGCCUGAAAGAGAUGAUCGUCGAUGUGAAAGACGAGGUCGUUGGACAAAUGAUGAUGCGGGGCAGGGAAUCUGAAGCUCAGGAGCUUGCAAGCUACCUUGAGAUGCCCUAUGCUGAACUCCUCGCAACAUCAUUUCACAAAGCGGAGGCAUACAGUAUUGCACGAGACAUCAGCACACCUCCUGAGCAGGGUAGCCAGCCCAAAGGUGUUGAGAUUCGGCUGAGAAAAUUGCUCGGCCCUGAAAUAUUUAUGGCCCAGAUCGAGGGCCAUUUCUCCCAAAUUAUUGCCACGUUCUUCAAGGCCCUUGACCGCCACGAUCAAAUUGAACGAGCAUACUCAAAGCGCCCUAGCUUCCGCUAUGCACUCGAUAUUCAGACUUGGAUUGCCAGCAAAAGUGCUUCUCAUAUUUCUUUGCCUGCGAACCAGCAACCGUCUUUUCGAGCUCGCUACUUGCUUGAUGAGCUCGACUUCUUGUGCAAACGUGCGGGCUUUGAGCUUGAAUCAAUAUGGUCACCGGCACUGGCUACGUUUGUUUGCCGGUCUCUACUUGAGUCUAUCCACCCUGCGCUGGGCUCUCUUCAUACAUGUUCCAUCAUUCGAAAGCUCAGGGUGCUCGUUUGCCUUGCUGGACCAAUAAUGGUAGAGGGGUAUCCCUUUGAAAUGCUGCUCAAUGCCCUUCGCCCCUUUCUCAUCGAUGUUCACUGUUCUGAAGACGCCCUGGGAAUUUUCUGGUAUCUUCUCGAAGCUGGGAAACCUUACCUAAUGAAUGGACCCGGAUUCACAGCCGGCAUUUGCCUCUCGACGUUAUUGACUCUGCGUAAGCUCUUUUCGUCUUCCCCAGAAAGCACUAUACAGCAAAGUCAAUUCAAAGCUGUCCUGUCAACCGCACAAAAAUUCCACGAAUGGCUUUGUGGAUUCGUGGAAGUCUGUCAAUCUUCAGAAUGGAGCCUAGAAACCAAGCGGUCCUUUUCGCAGUUGCUACACUUAGCCCAACAGAUUUCGUCUCCGGGAAGCUCCUUCAACGCCAAACGUGAAAAUGACCUGGUCUUUGCUGUACUCCAAGAUCGUGAUUCAACUCAAUCUUUGCUGAGCACGCCAACAGCGGAUUUGGUGUUAUCAUUGCUGUAUCCUGGAUUGAAGGAAAGCGAUGGAAACGAGGACAGCGGUAGUGACAUGGAAUCGGCGUCUACCUCACACAUCUUUUCACUGUGGCAAACACUUCACAUUUUCAACAGUGGACCCGAAUACCAAUUAUGGGCAGCUCGACUUAUCGGUCGUUCUUUUGCUGCCACGGGGAAAAUCAAUGAGAGAUUGAUGCGAGAACAAGAGCAUUUGCUGUUUCAAACACUUGAAUUGACUAACAGCUUGGAUAUUAUUCAUCAGUCGAAAGCCAGUAUUCUUCAAAUGCUCUGCAGCAAGCUCCAGGUCCAAGACCGCUUGGAGACCGGGCUCAUUGAGAGGACCCUCCAAGUCAUUAUCAGCCGCAUCACGGACGCUACUGAUUUCCAAGCGUAUGCUGAGAUCAUUCCACAGUCACUCAUGCCGGCCCUCAUUUGGAACCCAUACACCUGUCCCGAACUAUCACACCCGACAGCAGAGCUUGAACUUUGCAACUUUAAUUCCGACGAGGCUGACCUGUCUGAACUGCUUGUUACUGAAUGGGCUCGCAAUCUAUCCCUUCUCUUGUCGAACGCUACACCGAACGAUCCCGUCAUUGGUUCAUUGCGCACUGUUCUCCGCUUGAUUCCUGGGUUGGCAGCGCAGCUUUUACCCUACAUCAUACAUGAGGUACUUCUGUCCGAAGACCAAGGAGGUCCAAUCCGACAGAAAAUUUCCGUGCUUUUCAAGAAGGUUCUGAGUCAAGUCAAUCGUGACACAAUGCCACAUGCUCGGCUUGUGCUCAGUUGCAUCUUGUAUCUCCGCAAUCAACCCGUGCCCGAUGAAGCAACAAUCGUUGACCGCGAAAAAUGGCUCGACAUAGACUAUGGGGAGGCUUCUUCAGCAGCUCAUCGAUGCGGUUUACAGAAGACAUCUCUUCUUCUCCUGGAAAUACAGGCAUCCAGAGUGAUAUCAGGGUCUCGCCGCUCGUCUGUGAUCAAAUACGAGCCGCCUGUGGAGCUUCUGCAUGAUAUAUUCAAAAACAUCGAUGAUCCCGAUCUCUUUUACGGAAUCCAACAAAGCUCAUCUUUGAUGACUGUGAUGGAGAGGCUGGAGUACGAGAGCUCGGGCCUGAAAAACCUUCUCUUCCAGAGUGCGCAGUAUGACAGCGAGGUCUGCAUGUCUGACAAUGCGAACCCCUUUGGAGUCUUGAGGGCUUUGAAUGCGACAAAUCUUCAAGGAAUUUCCAACACAAUGCUUUCUGCCUCUGGUAAUGUCAACAAUGUGCCGGCAUCCUUUAACAGCAUGUUGCAAGCCGCAACAAGCCUUCAGCAAUGGGAUAUUCCAGUCUCGCCAUUGGAUUCGUCACCGCCAGCAACUGUGUUCCGCGCCUUUCAAAGCUUGAACACAUCUUCAUCCUUGCGCGAAGUUGCUGCUUCUCUUGAUAACUGUCUGUUGACGUCACUCACCACACUUGUCGAGACUGGUCAAUCAACAAUUGAGCUACGGAACACAGUUCGUGCACUUGGAAUCAUGACUGAGAUUAGUGACGUUCUGCAGGCAUCGUCAUCUCAGGAAAUGGAGGCGGAAUGGGAGAAAAUUAUGGCUAGAAGCAGCUGGCUGAAGACUGAAAGCUACAACGAGGUAGGAGAGAUCUUGAGCUGGCAUGAAGCAUUGUUCUCGUCGAUUAGAAAGAACGAAUUCCUGAUGGCGAAGUCCAAUCUGAGCCCAGCAGAGUCACGCCUGCUUGAGGCGAAAGUUUUCCGGCAGUCAUUGGAUAUCACAAGGAAUCAUGGUGUUUCUCAAGCAUCUUUAAAAUCCGCAAUUACCCUGUCAAAGCUUGCUGAGCCUUGCGCCGAGUUGGGAAUGGUUAUUGACGGGGCCGCAAAGUUUGACCUUGCCAACGUUCUUUGGGACCAGGGCGAGAUGACUGCAUCGAUCCGAAUGUUGCAACAGUUGAAGGGACAAGGCGACUUACAUAAACAAGCGAUUCCACUCAGUCGUGCGGAACUACUUGUCACUUUAGGUCAUCACGUCGCUGAAGCACGCUUAGAGAAGCCCGAAUCAAUUCUCCAGGACUACCUGUACCCGGCUGUCAAGGAAUUGAAGGGUGCCUCAGAAAUAGAAGCUGCCGGGCGGGUCUACCACGGCUUCGCGAGUUUCUGCGACCAACAGCUUCUGAAUCCGGACGGAAUGGAAGACUUCAAACGAGUUCAGCAGCUGCGUGAUCACAAGGAGAAAGAACUAUUGGGCCUAGAAGACAUGAUGAAAAAUGCAGAGGGUCGAGAAAAGGAGUCUCUCAAGAUCUUCCGCGCAAAAGCCAAACAAUGGUUUGAUCUCGAUGAUCGUGAAUACCAGCGGCUCUUGCGAAGUCGAGAAGCCUUCUUACAACAAUGCCUUGAAAACUAUCUUCUUGCUCUCAGGGAAAGUGAAACCUACAAUAACGAUGUUCUGCGUUUCUGUGCACUUUGGCUCGACAAAUCAGAUAGCAAUACUGCGAACACAGCGGUAUCUCGAUAUCUCCAGGAUGUGCCAAGUCGCAAAUUUGCACCUCUCAUGAACCAACUGUCCUCUCGCCUCCUCGAUGUCUCUGAUGAUUUCCAGUCUCUACUCACCGGGUUAGUGUUCAGAAUCUGCACAGAGCAUCCGUUCCAUGGCAUGUACCAGAUCUUCGCCAGCAGCAAGUCCAAGGGCGGAAAAGAUCAAUCCUCACAUUCUCGCUUCCGGGCUGCAAACAAGCUCGUGGACCGCUUGAAGAAUGAUAAGGAUAUCGGCCCUAUGUGGAUCUCGAUACACAAUAUGAACAUCACUUACGUACGUUUCGCAAUCGACAAGCCAGACAGUAAAUUCAAGACAGGUGCGAAGAUCCCCCUGAAGAAACUGCCCACGGGAGAUCGCCUGGCCAAGGAUGCCGAAACAUACAAGCUGCCACCGCCGACCAUGAAAAUUGAGCUCCGAGCGGACCUUGACUACAGCGAUGUUCCAUCGAUUGCCAGGUUCAGUUCUGAAUUCACGCUUGCGUCGGGUGUCAGCGCCCCCAAGAUUGUGACUGCCGUUGCCACUAACGGUGUCCGAUACAAGCAAUUGUACAAAGGAGGGAAUGACGACUUGCGUCAAGACGCGAUCAUGGAACAGGUAUUCGAGCAAGUCAGCAGUCUUCUCAAAGAUCACCAGCCGACUCGCCAGCGGAACCUGGGAAUUCGAACUUACAAAGUACUUCCACUAACGCUCAACGCUGGAAUAAUCGAGUUUGUGCCUAACACUAUUCCUCUGCACGACUAUCUGAUGCCCGCACACCAGCGGUUCUUCCCCAAGGACAUGAAACCCAGCGCCUGUCGGAAACAUAUCGCCGACGUGCAGACCAGGUCCUUCGAGCAAAGAGUUAGGACCUACCGUCAAGUGACGGAGCACUUCCAUCCUGUGAUGAAAUACUUCUUCAUGGAGAAGUUUAACAAUCCCGACGACUGGUUUAGCAAGCGACUGGCCUAUACUAGGAGCACUGCCGCCAUCUCAAUUCUGGGCCAUGUGCUUGGGCUCGGCGAUCGACAUGGACAUAAUAUCCUACUGGAUGAAAAGACAGGAGAGGUUGUGCAUAUUGAUCUGGGUGUGGCAUUUGAACAGGGACGCAUUCUGCCGGUCCCCGAAGUGGUACCCUUCCGGCUGACUCGAGACUUGGUGGACGGAUUCGGCAUCACAAAAACAGAGGGAGUCUUUCGGCGCUGCUGCGAAUUCACCUUAGAGGCACUUCGACAGGAGUCAUACAGCAUCAUGACUAUCCUUGACGUGCUCCGAUACGAUCCACUGUACAGUUGGACGGUGUCCCCACUGCGAAUGAGAAAAAUGCAGGACAAUCAGGAGACCGGCGAUGGUCCGCCUCUUUUACCUGGCGCAAAGGACAAGUCUUCGACGAAUGAACCGAGUGAGGCGGAUCGAGCUUUGACCGUGGUGGCAAAGAAAUUGAGCAAAACCUUAAGUGUCACUGCCACGGUCAACGAGCUGAUCCAACAAGCAACCGAUGAGAAAAACCUCGCUGUACUUUAUUGCGGGUGGGCGUCUUACGCUUGA
Messenger RNA from Penicillium canariense, 8697 nucleotides. It is a transcript of the gene atmA, whose product is annotated as DNA-binding protein kinase TEL1. NCBI's taxonomy places the organism in Eukaryota, Fungi, Ascomycota, Eurotiomycetes, Eurotiales, Aspergillaceae. The transcript has 9 exons. Gene Ontology annotation, molecular function: protein binding; protein serine/threonine kinase activity. Gene Ontology annotation, biological process: DNA repair. The record is from RefSeq and is a predicted model, not a curated record. Bases 1 to 8697 code for a protein of 2898 amino acids.